GCGCUUCCAAAACGCGAGAACGAUCAAACCAGCAUUCUCCUCGCUCAAUCUCACUGUCUCUCAGGUCCUGAGGAUGCAGUGCAUUGCCCCAAUGGCGACUGGUCUGCCACUUAUCAAAACCCCGGGACAUUACGCAUUCCAACGCAAGAGCGCAUUCGUCGUUCUCGUACGACCUAACCACCGGCGUCGUCAAAGCCUAAUGUCCACGAAGGCUAUGGCAGAGACAGUGGAAGAGGGCCAGAACAAGGAUGGCGUCCGCUGCUACAUGACAAAGGAGGGCGCACUCGUCUGUGAACGUCUUCCAGCUGGCAACUACAGGCUGGAGGCAGCAGCGCCACGGACUCACGACGAGGCUGGGGCUUUGAAGGAUGCACCGCGAUGCGACCCCACUCGUCCAGAGGAGUGCCUGACAUACUGCUAUGUCAUGGACGACGGCUCUAUGGUCUGUGAGGGGCUUCCCAGCGGUGAAUACCAGAUCAAAACUGCCGGUCCCGAGGAUGUGGAGAGGAUGGUGCAGCACGCACUGGCAUUGGAGCAGGGAAAAACUUACAAGGACUUGAGCUCUGCCGCAGCACCCACUCCUGAGGCCAAGAAGAAGAGCGAGGAUUUUGCUCGGAGGAUCUUCCCUGCAACCCAGAUCAAGCACGGUUGCAUCAACUUGCCUCGCGAGCGACUGUUCCAAAAGAUGACCCGCAGCGAGUUUGUGGAGUACAUCCAGACGAGCACCAAGGACAUCGCAGAGCGUGCAGCAAAGAUCUCCCUUGCUAAUUGGGGUGGCGUGAGGAGCGACAUCACGCAUCUGGUGUUCGGAACGAUGUCGGCUGUGAUCGACAGUCCAACGAUGGAUGCCAAGCUGAUCAAGUCCCUGGGCCUACUGCCCACCACCAAGCGCAUCAGCGUGCAGCAGAUGGGCUGCCUGACAGGUUUCAGGCAAGUCACAAACUCCGCCCAUUGCCCCUGGUGCCUUAGUCUGGCUACUGAGAUCGCCAGGUCGGACCCCAAAGCUCGUGUGCUGGUGGUGGUUGCUGACAUCAGAUCUGGGCUGCAGAACCAGCUGCCGGCCCACACAGCGGGCGAGCCCAUGUCCCGCGUCACCAUUGUCUCAUGCGCGCUCUUCCGCGACGCUGCCUCUGCUGCAGUCAUCGGCGGCAGCCCGCACAUGGGCCGGGAGGUGCCGUUGGCGGAGGUGCAGCGGUGCGCGAGCCUGCUCAUUCCCGACACGGAGGACUACGUGCGCAUCAAGGACGGCGACGACGGCACCAUCUCCUGGUACAACAAGAAAGAGCUGCCCGACGUCGUCUCCGCCGGCGUUCCCACCUUCGUCACCGACACUCUCCUGCAGGGCACUGGGCUGACGGUGCAGGAUGUGCAGUUCAUCAUGCACCCGGGUGGCCCCAAGAUCCUGCACGGCCCGGCCGAAAUCAUGGGCGUGGGCAACGAGAAAUUCCAGGCUUCAUGGGAUUUCCUGCAGAACCACGGCAACACUUCCGGCUCGUCCAACCUUGCGCUGCUGCAUGUGGAGCUGACACGUCCGGCUGGCGCUGUUCCCUCCAGCCACGUGGUCUGCAUCGGCAUCGGCCCUGGCCUCUCCCUGGAGGGGCUGCUGCUGCGCCGCAUCACUCCAGACCCUGCAGUGGCGGCCAGGCGGCAGCUGCGCAUGAUCAGGUCCAAUCUGUCCCUGGAGAGGCCCAGCGGCUGGAGCGCUGACCUGCCGGAUGAGGCCAACCACAUCCAGUGA
This is a messenger RNA of Coccomyxa subellipsoidea C-169, 1738 nucleotides long. Its product is annotated as thiolase-like protein. Lineage: Eukaryota; Viridiplantae; Chlorophyta; Trebouxiophyceae; Coccomyxaceae. The coding region runs from base 74 to 1738 and encodes 554 amino acids. Gene Ontology annotation, biological process: polyketide biosynthetic process. Gene Ontology annotation, molecular function: acyltransferase activity, transferring groups other than amino-acyl groups. The record is from RefSeq and is a predicted model, not a curated record. The transcript is spliced from 13 exons.